GCAGUUGUUUUGGGAUUCUCCUUAUCUCCCAUAUCAAAUCCAUUAUUACUCACAAUAAAAUGAAAACAAAAUGAAUUCCUCCAAAUUUCCACAUAAAAUUGACAAAUUUUCACUAAUUGUUCUUUGAGAAAUCGCAAUGAACUGACUAAGGGUGUCUUCCCUCGGUGUGCAUGAGCUCGUAAGCUCAUUCCAUCACAAAAUAUUAAACUGACUAAUCAUUAAUCGGACAUAAAAUUUUCUAAAUUUCUGUUUAUUCCGUAAGUGUGUGUGUAUGUGACAGAGUUGGGGGAACACUAUAGAAUCUCCAGAGUUUCAUCAACCACUGCAUAACGAAAUUAGGGUUUCUUAUCCUGAUUUUGAUGUAAUAUAGUGAAUCACUGUGAGAUCGGGUGAAAUGGAUGACCAACCAGAUAUUUGUCGCGUUUGUAGGUCAGAGGCAGCCCCUGACCGUCCAUUGUUUUAUCCAUGUGUUUGUACCGGAAGUAUCAAAUACAUCCAUCAAGAGUGUCUGGUUCAAUGGUUAAGAUACAGUCGAAAAGAAUAUUGCGAACUAUGCAAUCACAGAUUUUCCUUCCAGCCAAUUUAUGCACCAGACAUGCCAAAAAGACUACCAAUACAAGAUGUUAUCAUGGGACUUUUCAAAAGUGUGGCCACGGCAGUACGUUUUUGGGUGCAUUACACUUUUGUAGCUUUGGCCUGGCUAGUUGCAGUACCUUUAUCUGCGUGUCGAAUACACAGAAGUUUAUUUACUGGCACUAUGAAUUCUGUCCUAUCGUUGCCUUUGGACCUCAUUUCCACCGAUAAUCUCGUCGCGGAUGUAUUUAAUGGAUGCGUUGUUGUUACGUGCACCCUCUGUUUCUUCAUAAGUUUGGUCUGGCUUCGAGAGCAUAUUAUGCAUGGAGGAGGUCCUGAUUGGCUGGAGGCGGCACAAGAGGAAAACGUUGACGUUGUGCACGAAGAUGGAGGAGCUGUAAAUGAAGAAGAUGAAAACAGAAACCAAAAUCUUGAAGAAGAGGGGGAAUUCGAAGAUGCACUUCCUGAAGGGGCGGUCAACGAUGAUAACAACAAUAACAAUGAAGCUGCUCAAAAUGCUGGUGCUGUAGUUGCGAACAAUGCCAACAAUGAUGACGCCAAUUGGAAUCCGAUUGAAUGGGACAGAGCAGCAGAAGGAUUUGAAGAGCUCACAUGGGAAAGACUGCUGGGACUUGAUGGUUCCUUGAUUUUUGUCGAACACGUAUGCUGGGUGAUUUCGUUAAAUACACUAUUUGUUUUGAUUUUUGAAUUUUGCCCUUACCAUAUCGGCCAGUUUACCAUUGGCGCAUUGCAACUUCAAGAAAAAGUCAAGGUGCAACAUUUUGAAGGCCUGUUGGUUACUCUCUGCGGGUAUUGUGUGGUUGGAAUAGUAUUGGUGGUUCUUCAUGCAAUAGCAUCCAUAUGCCGUUCAAAAAAAUCUAAAAAAGUCUUGGGCAUUUGUUACGUCGUGGUGAAAGUGUGCCUCUUGUCUGUUGUCGAAAUUGGAAUAUUUCCCCUUGUAUGCGGGUGGUGGCUCGAUAUAUGUUCGUUGAACCUGUUCGAUUCCACGCUUAAGGAUCGCGAAACCAGCUUCAAUAAAGCUCCCGGAACGUCAAUGUUCAUGCAUUGGCUCUUUGGGAUGGUGUACGUUUUCUAUUUCGCAUCCUUUAUACUGAUGCUGCGAGAGGUUCUACGACCCGGAGUGUUAUUUUUCCUACGGAACCUCAACGAUCCCGAUUUUAAUCCUAUUCAGGAAAUGAUCCAUCUUCCAAUUUUGCGGCAUAUACGUCGAUUCCUAUUUUCAAUGAUUAUCUUUGGAACAACAGUUCUGUUGAUGGUUUGGCUUCCGAUUAGAAUAAUUAAAAAAGGAAUACCCAAGUUUCUUCCAUAUACUUUUGUUUUUACGACGGAACAAGCUCAUGAAUUAAGUUUGGAACUGGUUCUCUUGCAAGUGAUGAUGCCGGCGUUGUUGGAGCAAGGUCAUACUCGGGAAUGGAUGAAAACUUCAAUAAAGUGGUGGUGCAUUGCAAUAUCUUGGAUUCUUGAUUUGCGUUCAUACUUACUUGGAGAUGUUCCAAUGGAGGAUGACGACCCUGUUGCAUAUGAGGUCGUGGAUGAUCACAACAACGGUGACGAAAACAAUGUUGAUGUCGAAGACGAUAAUGCGAACGAGGAAGUGCAACCUGACGCCGACGGUGAACAAGUUGAAAAUAAUCCUGUUCAAAAUCCUGGACCUGCUGUUGGUGGGGGACUGGGAUUUGUCAUUGCUGGAGGUGGAUUAGGUGCAGCUCAUCAAGCACUACUUUUACGAGAUAGCCCAACAGGAUUCACGGAAUAUAAACGUCCGGCAUUUUUCCCACUUAAGAUCAUUGCACUGAUUUUAUCAAUGUGCGCAACGCUAACAAUUUCGAGUGUCAGUGUAUUGACAAUACCAGUUGGAAUCGGGCGGAUAGCAAUGAGUUACUGGCUCACAACAGCCACAAAUUCAGCUGAACCAAUUCACGAAUUAUACACAGCAGCUACUGGUCUUUAUUUGACCUGGUUGAGUAUCCGUUUGGGAAUUCUCAUUGGAACUUGGUUACCUCGUAGUAAUAAGGUUAUUUGGAAAACCAUUCGUCGAUGGAGCAUCACGGUUGGAAAAGCAACUAUUGCUGUUGGACUGUUGGUUGGAGUUGUGCCAUACUUGAGUGGUCUUUUGUUUGAAUUGGUCCUUUUCUCACCGAUGCGAGUCCCUUUACAUCAGUCACCAAUUUAUCUAACUAGCGAAAACUGGAUUAUGGGCACACUUUGUGUUAAAAUCGCGUGUGCAACAACCAUGAUGACUCCACCAAACUUUUGGUUGAGAAGAACGCUCGAGAGGAUUUAUAACGACGGCUUUAGAAACAUGAACUUGAAUAUUAUUAUCAGAGAUCUUGCUGCACCAUGCAUCGUUUGGUUGGGGCUCGCUCUGUCUAUUCCAUAUGUGAUAAGUCACAGCUUAGUUCCUAUCUUUGUGAGGGACUUUGCAACGCAAAACUCGAUUUCAAGAAGAAUUUAUCCCUUCAUCCUGAUCAUUGGAGGUAUUAUUGGAAUCAUAUAUUUCCAGAUUCGUCAAUUCAAAAAGCUCUACGAGCAUAUAAAAAAUGACAAGUAUUUGGUGGGUCGCAGACUCGUAAACUAUGAGCGUCCAUCCCCUGUAAUCACCCCUCCUGUUAAUUCACUAGUUGCACCGGUUGUUGCUGCACACCCUCCUAAUUUAGCACCUCCACAUCCGAACCUUCUUGUCAACUAACGUGCCGUGUAUUUCUCAAACGUCAAUCGCUGAAUAAAUGUUAUAACCGUUCGAAACGAUACUGGAAUUUUCCCACUAUGAAUUAAUUACAAAACAAUAUUGCUCUAAGUCGUAAUGACUUUAUUUGUAAUAUUUAAAAAAUCCUUGCAAACGCUUAUUAUUACUGUUUAGGAUGUGAUAUAUAAAAUAGAAGUGGAUAUUUUGGUAUGGAAUGGAUAGUGAAACUACAACUACUACAUAAUAUUGUGUGGAUGGGUUGCGCGUUGAAAACUUGGAUGAUUCUAUAUAUUUCACAAUGUCCCAAUGAUUUGUUCUACCAGAAAGACGGGUAGCAAUGUUUAGUUUGAAAACAUUAUCAAAUUUAUAAUCUAAGUCAUUGGUUUAAUAAUUAUGAGUCAAAUUUCCAGUUUAAUCAAAUGAAAUAAAAAUUUAUUAUUCUA
Folsomia candida is the source of this 3723-nucleotide messenger RNA. RefSeq names its product E3 ubiquitin-protein ligase MARCHF6. Bases 395 to 3283 code for a protein of 962 amino acids. NCBI's taxonomy places the organism in Eukaryota, Metazoa, Arthropoda, Collembola, Entomobryomorpha, Isotomidae. Gene Ontology annotation, cellular component: endoplasmic reticulum membrane. The record is from RefSeq and is a predicted model, not a curated record. Gene Ontology annotation, molecular function: zinc ion binding. The transcript is spliced from 27 exons.